UCUGACACUGUCUCUCUCUCUCAGUAACGCGAAUACACAAGUCCUAAUCUUUCUCUAGAAAGACUUAUUAUUCCUGAUCUUUUGAAUCUUCUUCAUUGUUACUCAAAACUUCACCAUCCAUCAUGAGUGUUCGCACACAAGCACCCCACCAUGUCCAGGUCCACACCACAACCCAAAGCUACGAAGCUGGUGUCGCUCCUGGACCUCGAUAUGAGCGUGCUGGUGUUCCCCCACAGUUUUAUGAAUCUGGAGGUAAGACUGGUUCUUACCCUGCCGAGAGAGUUCCCUCCGCCUCCCAGAUCCUCGCUGUUGUCUUCGGCCUUCCAGUCGGUGGCGUCCUCCUUCUUCUGACCGGACUUACUCUGGCAGGAACUUUAACUGGGCUGGCGGUGGCGAUCCCGCUUUUCAUUCUGUUCAGCCCAAUUCUGGUUCCAGCUACCAUGGUAAUCGGGCUGGCAGUGGCGGGGUUUUUGACGGCGGGAGCUUUCGAGCUGACGGCUGUGUCGUCGUUCUCGUGGAUCUUGAAUUACAUCCGGGAGAGCCAGGGGCCAGUGCCGGUGAACCUGGCCGUAGCGGCGAAGCAUCAGCUGGCGGAUGCUGCAGAAUACGUGGGGCAGAAGGCAAAGGAAGUGGGGCAGAAGACAAAGGAAGUUGGGCAGGAUAUACAGAACAAGGCUCAGGAUGCAAAGGAAAAGAGUCCGCAGGAAGCAAAAGAUGCAAAGGAGAUGAAGAGAACACCACUAACAGCAACAGCCACAACAGACUUAGUAAUGUGAUAUGAUGCGGUUUAUGUCCGGAAAUAAUAAUGUACCUCUUGGUUUGCACUUGUCAGUGCUGUGUCUUCAGUUAUUGUAUGUAGGUCUGUGUUUUGUUGUCUGGCUUGGUUUGUAGUUUUUGUUGUCUAGCUUGGUUUGUAGAGGGAUGUACUUUGGUUCAUGCCAUAUAAAGGGGUACUACUAGUUGCCACUCUGGUGUAUAUGGACGCUGGAAAUGUGUUCUGUAGUCUUCACUUCACUGUUGAGUUCAAUGUGAAAUUUGUUUUGCCUUGGUUA
Messenger RNA from Vigna angularis (adzuki bean), 1052 nucleotides. RefSeq names its product P24 oleosin. The transcript has a single exon. Gene Ontology annotation, biological process: seed oilbody biogenesis; lipid storage; response to freezing. Gene Ontology annotation, cellular component: membrane; monolayer-surrounded lipid storage body. The record is from RefSeq and is a predicted model, not a curated record. Bases 123 to 776 code for a protein of 217 amino acids. Lineage: Eukaryota; Viridiplantae; Streptophyta; Magnoliopsida; Fabales; Fabaceae.